Drosophila serrata is the source of this 3444-nucleotide messenger RNA. It is a transcript of the gene CngB, whose product is annotated as Cyclic nucleotide-gated ion channel subunit B. Gene Ontology annotation, cellular component: intracellular cyclic nucleotide activated cation channel complex; plasma membrane. The record is from RefSeq and is a predicted model, not a curated record. NCBI's taxonomy places the organism in Eukaryota, Metazoa, Arthropoda, Insecta, Diptera, Drosophilidae. Gene Ontology annotation, biological process: monoatomic cation transmembrane transport. Gene Ontology annotation, molecular function: protein-containing complex binding; intracellularly cGMP-activated cation channel activity; cGMP binding.
GGAUGAUACAUCCUCCUCGGCCAGGAUACUAGAAGGAACUCUUUAAGCCAAAGAAAAAAACUAUCUCCAGGCAGUAAAAACAGAAGAGGUGGAGGAGGAGGAGACGGAGGAGAACUAACGACUGACCCUGAACCCUGGGUCCGCCGACACUGAACUUGCUCCACGGAUCUAGGACUUAUUGGUUUCACGUGGGUCACAAUGUCCAGCAUGGCACGCUUUCGGAAGGUGAGCAGCAGUCCCAGUGAGGAGCUCGAACCGGAGGCGAGUGCAUCGCUACUGAAGUCAUCCCCGAAUAUACUGGAGAACUUUGCCUACGACGAGUUCCACAACCAUCAGCGGCUCAAGCGUAUGGCCACUGCACCCAACUCGGGCUCCGGCUCAGGCUAUGGCUCUGGUUCCUCCACUUCCAAUUCAUCUUCCUCGAAGAGACGGGAGCCCAAGUUCUGUGACACUCUGGAGCGGCAUGCCUUCAUGCGGAAUGUGAUCAAUACGCGGCAGCAGCCGGAGAGUGUGCGCCGCUACUCCAGUCCCGGGGAGAAGGAGGCACAGGUAAGACGCAGCCUGGAGGAGAUCACCAAGGAUCUCAAGGAGAUCGAGCAGUUCGUCAGCGCCACCGAGGAGCUGUUGCAAAAGGAAAAAGAGCAGGAGCAGAUCCUUAACUCCGUCUCCAACAAGGAGAACAAGUCGCCAAGUCCCAUCAAGAAAGUCACUUACAAGAUUAAUGCCUAUAAGGCACCACCGCGACGUCAUCGUCCUGGCAGCCCAAGGUUCUAUCACUCCCGGCUGUACUUCAGGAACGGCAGAAUCGGUUGUGUGGAGUCCACGGAGCACCAGAACAAUGUGGGCGCCACCCAUGCUCUGGUCAAGCACAUCCUGCGUCACGAGAAGCCAUUGGUCAGUCCAGAUAGCGUGAGGAGAGUUCUCGAACCGGAGAGCUUCGAGAUGGUGCCUCUCCCAGGAGCUGUUGUUCCUCCAGAGAUUGUUCCUGAUCCCAUAGCCCAACAAAGGGCAGAGGAACUGGCUGCUGCCACGGGUCAGGUGGUUCUACCCAAAGAGGAGGAGGAUGAAGAGGAUCAGCAGCAGGCAGACUCACAACCCAUUAUCGACGAGGACGAGCAGGAUGUGCAGAUCUGUUACAACGAAUCCCCGGAGCUACAGAAUGAAGAUCGCAACGAGCGGGCCCAAGGAACACCGUCCAUCAAUGAGAGCGAGAUUGUGGCUGUCGAGGAGCCGCAAACGGAAGUUAACAUGGACAUGGACCUGGAGCACCGGAAGCCAAGCAGUGCUGGGAGUUUGGACUCUCAGGGUCAGCAGUUUCUGCGUGACCAGGUUCGUCACUUGGUCCGUCGCUUCACCGCCCGGGCCAACAAGGUCAAGUCCCGGAUUGAGCUUCCACCGACCCCGUCGUCGAGCAGCACGGCCAGUUCACCAUCACCGCCGCCGACCAAGAGCCUGCACCCGUCACCCGAGCACAAAGUGCGUCUGGUGCCGGCGGGUCAGUCGCCGCAUCACCGCGGUAGACUCUUCGAGGCGGACACCACCAGGUCAAAUGCCUGGCUCUGCUCCAGUCUGUGUGGAGCAAACAACGAUGAGAGGACCCUGGAUCCCCAGGGCAAGAUCUACAUCUCCUGGCUGUGUGUGGUCUCGCUGUCCUUCCUCUACAAUGCCUGGGUCAUCCCACUUCGCUCCUCCUUCCCCUUCCAGACCAAGGAGAACACCAACAUCUGGCUGGCCUGUGACUUUUGUGCGGACAUUAUUUACCUCCUGGACGUGGUCUUCUUCAAGCAUCGGGUCAUGUAUCUCUUCGAGGGCUUUUGGGUGAAGAACAAGAACCUGACCAGAAAGAACUAUAUGCGGAAGCUGCAGUUUAAGCUGGAUCUCUUGGCUCUUCUACCUCUGGAAUUGCUAUACCUAAAAUUGGGAACGGGAGCUGUUUGGCUGAGAUUUCCUCGUUUCUUCAAAAUUCAGAGCUUCUGGGAAGUUUUUCGUCUGCUGGAUCGGGUUAUAUCCUCACCACAUUUCGUUCGCGUGGCUAAAACCCUUACCUACAUGCUCUACAUGAUCCACAUAACGGCUGCCUUGUACUACGCGUACAGUGACUACCAGGGAUUGGGCAAGAAUCGUUGGGUCUUCAGUGGCAAGGGACAUCCCUAUGUUCGAUGCUUCGCCUUUGCCACCAAGACGGCCACUUCGAUAGGAAAGAAUCCGAAGCCGGAAAGGCAGGGAGAGUAUGUCUUCAUGACGGUGGCCUGGCUGAUGGGCGUCUUUGUGUUCGCUCUCCUCAUUGGUCAGAUUCGGGAUAUUAUCUCCACGGCCACCAGGAAUAAGCAUGAGUAUAGGCAGCUAGAGGAUGAGACGCUGGAGUACAUGCGGCGUCUCAAUCUGUCGCAGGAAGUCCAAUCCAGGGUCAAGAUGUGGUUCCAGUUUACGUGGGAGCAGCAGCGAACCUUGGAUGAAUCCAACAUCCUGGAUGCCUUGCCUAUUAACCUCAAGACCGACAUUGCCAUCUCCGUGCACAUCCAGACCCUGUCCAAGGUCCAACUCUUUGCUGACUGCGAAGAGGCCUUGCUCCGUGAUUUGGUGCUUAAACUUAGAGCCGUGACCUUUCUCCCGGGUGAUUUUGUAUGCCGUAAAGGCGAAGUCGGGCGUGAGAUGUAUAUUGUAAAGCUUGGCCAAGUUCAGGUGAUGGGUGGUCCCGGCAGCGACGUAGUCCUCGCCACCCUCACCGAAGGUUCGGUUUUCGGUGAGAUCAGUUUGCUGGGCAUUAAUGGAGCUGAUCGCCGGACGGCGGAUGUGCGCUCCAAGGGUUAUUCCAACUUGUUUGUUCUCUCCAAAUCGGACCUGAACGAGGUCAUCGCUUACUAUCCCACGGCGCAGGCCAUUCUCAAGAAGAGAGCGAGGCAAUUAAUGAGGAAAAAUGCUGCACGCGAGCGGGAGGAAGAGCGAGAGCGAGCACGUAGUGCCCUCCAGGCGGAUGUGGUCAUUGGCAAUCCCAAGACACCUGAGACGCCACCUAAAUUAUUACAAACAGUCAUCCAGGCUCUACCCUAUGAGUCGCCAGCAGUGGUCCUUAUUACCCGUGGCUCAAAGAGGAUGCGGCGUAAGCGUCAGUCCCUGCAGAUGGAGACCAUUGUGGAGCCCAAGAUGGAGGUACUGGGAGCUAGAGCAGAGGAGUUGCAGGAUCAGAAGAAAGCAGAGCAUUGCCUAAAGCCAGGACGCUGUUCCCCCGACUUGCUCUCCUCCAUACAGCAGGAGCUCAAGACCAAGCACAAGUUCAUCAAUCUGACGGACUCUGAGAAGGCGCUGAUUAGUCAGUCGGCCAACAAUUCGCUCGAGGACAUGCAGGUAGUAGAUCUGUAGGGAUUCCAUUCCAAUUAAUUGUAUUUAAUGUAAAUGUUGUAACGAAAACCAAUAUUCUGCGAUAUAUAUAACAAUUUUUGGCUU